AUGACCUUCAACAGAGAUUACUCGAUGGGAAAAGUGGGUAUUAUCACAUCGGCAAGGAGAUGGAUAAAUGAAGAAGUAAAAGUCUCUGCAGGAGGAGAAAUAAUAUGUGUCGGUGUCGUCGAGUACACUGACGACUGGUCACCUUUUAUGCCACUCCAAUUUGAUAAGACCAUCGAAUCAGAUGAGGAAGACGACACAGAAGAAACAGAUGAUGAAGAUGGUAUAUCCGAAACAUGGAUGCAGGAGAAUGAUGUGGUACCGGAAGAUGGGGAAUAUAGAGCGGAUAGUAUAUUUGGUAACAACGAUAAAACGGCGGAGGAGCAGAUGGAAGGAUUGGAAUCGACCGGAGAGGCUCCGGCAACAGACUUAGUGGCGCCAAAUCUAUCCAUUCAAGGUGCGGCUCUUGAUAUCCCCUCUAUUCCGGCUCUCGAGGUAUUGGCAUCGGGAGCAACACUUCCACUGGGAUGUUUUGGGCCUUUCCCAACCCCCAUUAAUCCAAUAAGAUUCUCGGCUCAAACAAGAUAUGAAGAUGAAGCCCAUCUAGAACAAUUGGGGUGCAGGAGAAAAAGAAAGAGGCUUAGUAAAUCUGGGCAAAAAUCCAAUUCUCCUCACCGUUCAGUCUUCUUCCCUCCUACAGAUACUCCUGGUGAUCCUGGUAUUCUCUUCCCCCCAAUUGAUAGAGACCUCGCUCCCAAUCAAACCAAUGCUGUUUCAGAAGGUAACAAUGUACCCUCCUUCUCUCAGGAGGUCGAGGCAACUGCAGAAGAUCGUGUAACACCAAGUAGGUAUACUUGGGAUUGGAAUGCUAACCUCUGGUCGGAAAACCUAAAUCAGAAUCUCGGGCAUUUGUUGACUGCAUUGGAGCCAUUUAAUCCAUCUUCUGAGCCAGAUACAUGGCGAUGCACCCUUGGGUCUGAUGGCAUAUACAUGGUACAAGCCUUGCGGAAAAAGCUUGACGAAACUACCCCUGCUAUACCAGGUAUUAAAAUACAUUGGAUGAAGGAGGUUCCAUUGAAGGUGUUAUGUUUUAUAUGGCGGGCGAAAUGGGGACGAGUCCCAUCGGCUCAAGCAUUGAUCUCUAGAGGUGUCAGUAAUAUCUCUCCAAAUUGUGGAUAUUGCAAUCAUACCGGUGAAGGUGCAGAUCACAUCUUCAUCCAUUGUGACUUUGCCUCAGCCGUGCGUGAAUGGAUCAUGAGAUGGUGCGGUGUAACUCUUGGACCCAUUAAUACCGUAGAGGAUCGGUUGGAUUUUGCAUCUAAUUGGAGUCAAUGUCCCAAGAAACACAAGGAAAUCGCCUCCACCAUAGUCAACCUGCAUCGCUCGUCUUUGAAGCCUUUGAAAGGAAAACCUAAUCAUAAAGCACAUGCUCGUUGGCUUUCCUUUCGAUCGUACAACUACUCAGCAGCAACAGCGGCGUCGAUCACCUAA
Lactuca saligna is the source of this 1428-nucleotide messenger RNA. NCBI's taxonomy places the organism in Eukaryota, Viridiplantae, Streptophyta, Magnoliopsida, Asterales, Asteraceae. The record is from the annotation of a GenBank genome assembly.